UAUAUAUACCCCCAGUCUGCAACAGAUCCAAUUGACCAUUCUAAAGAAAAAUCAAAUCCAUCUCCAGGUCGAAGGCCUAUUCCUGUGAAUACCCUUUUGACGGCUGACCCGAUUUCGAUGCUCCUUGGCCGUUGAGGAGCUCCACAGACAUCGUCGUUUUUCAUUUUUGUUUUAUUUUUUACCGCAAAUCAGCCAGGGAGGCUCAUCUGAAAGCUAUGAGUACGGGGUUAAGGAAAUCCCCUUCAAAUGGAUGUGGGAAAACUUCAACGUCCGAAGAGCAUGUGGAAAAGAUUAAUGAGGUGAGAAGGUUGAUAGGACCAUUGUCAGAGAAGUUGUCUAGUUACUGCUCUGAUGCAUCAAUAUCAAGGUAUUUAAGAGCACGAAACUGGAAUGUCAAGAAGGCAACCAAAAUGCUGAAAGAAACCUUGAAAUGGAGACUGGAAUACAAGCCAGAUGAGAUUCAUUGGGAAGAAGUUGCCCAUGAAGCAGAGACGGGGAAAAUCUACAGAUCAAAUUAUGUUGACAAGCAUGGGAGAACAGUUCUUAUCAUGAGACCUAGCUGCCAGAACUCAAAGUCAACCAAAGGGCAAAUUAGGUAUUUGGUGUAUUGCAUGGAGAAUGCUAUUUUAAAUCUUCCACCUGAGCAAGAACAGAUGAUCUGGCUGAUUGAUUUCCACGGUUUCAGUUUAUCAAAUAUUUCAGUGAAGGUGACACGAGAAACAGCCCAUGUUUUACAAGAUCAUUAUCCAGAGCGGCUAGGUUUAGCAAUAUUAUACAACCCACCCAAGUUCUUUGAGCCAUUUUGGACGGUAGUAAAGCCUUUUCUAGAGCCCAAGACCUGCAACAAAGUGAAGUUUGUUUAUUCCAAUGACCUCAACACAAAGAGGAUACUGGAGGGCCUAUUUGAUAUGGAACAGCUCGAGUCUGCGUUUGGUGGGAAUGAUAGUAUAGGUUUUGACAUUAAGAAAUAUGCUGACAGAAUGAGAGAAGAUGACAAGAGGAUGCCUUCCUUUUGGAGGAGAGAAAAUCCUCCAGCUGCCAUGGAAGUAGCCCCGGCGACUGCUGUCCCCACCUCCUUGAAUCCCAUUAAUUUAGAGUUGGAUUCUGAUGAUUCUGAUGGAGAGAAAGCUGAGACAUCUCACAAGGCGGAUUCAGAAGUCUCCCAGGAUGACAGUGUACCUGUGAUCAAUGAAAGCCGGAAUGGCAUCAGAAAUUUACACUGGGACAAAGGAACCACAGGCUCGUAGGCUGAACUUUGUGACAGUAUGGUGACAAGUGUAUGGAUUUAAACUUGCUGACUGCCUGACAUUUUAGUUGGAAGAUCAAAAUCAAGAGUUUUAUCUUUAAAUCAUUUGUUUGAAUUGCCUAGUGAAACAGAAAAUGAGAAGAUGUUGACUUGUGGUUUAAAGAAAACGGAUGUUGUGGAGAGUGAAACAAAACAUGCAAUGCGGAUCACCUAUAAGAUACAAUAAACCUUCCCCCACUAUAUAGUUAACACUUGAUAUAGCUCUAUAAAUUAUUUUCAAGAUGUGUACUGCCAAAUAUAAACAAGUUCUUUCGAUUGCAUUACCCUCCUUGUGUUCCCCGUGUGGGCGAUAUAUCUAUGGUCUUGUCAUUACAUAAGAGUCGAAAUGAGUAUUAAGUAAUAAACUUACUGUUUCUGA
This is a messenger RNA of Malania oleifera, 1664 nucleotides long. RefSeq lists its product as uncharacterized. The coding region runs from base 216 to 1247 and encodes 343 amino acids. The transcript is spliced from 6 exons. The record is from RefSeq and is a predicted model, not a curated record. Gene Ontology annotation, molecular function: phosphatidylinositol transfer activity. Lineage: Eukaryota; Viridiplantae; Streptophyta; Magnoliopsida; Santalales; Ximeniaceae.